Messenger RNA from Sturnus vulgaris (Common starling), 3051 nucleotides. Lineage: Eukaryota; Metazoa; Chordata; Aves; Passeriformes; Sturnidae. The record is from RefSeq and is a predicted model, not a curated record.
AUGCUCCCGGAGCCCAAGUAUGACCGCUUCCGCGACGAGCCGCUGACCGCCCCCAUGCCGUCGCCGGCCCCCGCGCCGUGCCCCGCGGCGGGCGAGGAGCCCGAGCACGGCACCACCUUCUGCGCGCUGCUGCCGCGGAUGCCGCAGUGGAAGUUCCCCGGCUCCAGCGGCUUCCUCGGCCGCGGCCCCGCCGGCGCCGCCCGGGAUGCCCCCGCCGCGGCGGAGUCCCCCUCGGGGCUGGCCGCCGUCCUGGGCGCCUGCGAGCCGCUCUGCGCCGCGCCCUGCGCGCUGCCGGGCGGCGGGAGGGCGCGGGGGACGGCGGGGCGGGCGCGGGGGGCGGCGGCGCCGGCGGGGGCCCGGCCCGGCGGGGACGAGUGGAGCCGCAAGGGCAGCUUCAUCCGCAAACCGGCGCAGGGCUGGCUGCACCCCGACGAGCGGGUGCUGGGGCCCGGCGUCUCCUACAUUGUCCGGUACAUGGGGUGCAUUGAGGUGCUGCGCUCCAUGAGGUCCCUCGACUUCAACACCCGGACACAGGUCACCAGGGAAGCCAUCAACAGACUCUAUGAGGCAGUGCCGGGUGUGAAGGGCAUCUGGAAGAAGAAGGCUCCCAACAAAGCCCUUUUCUCCAUUUUGGGCAAGAGUAACCUGCACUUUGCUGGCAUGAGCAUCGCUGUCAACAUCUCCGUUGAUGGGCUGAACCUCAUGAUUCCCACCACGCGCCAGAUCAUCGCCAACCACCACAUGCAGUCCAUCUCCUUUGCCUCCGGUGGGGACAUGGAUACCACGGACUAUGUCGCCUAUGUCGCCAAGGACCCCAUCAACCAGAGAGCCUGCCACAUCCUGGAGUGCUGCGAGGGGCUGGCGCAGAGCGUCAUCAGCACGGUGGGACAGGCCUUUGAGCUGCGCUUCAAGCAGUACCUGCACAGCCCCCCCAAGGUGGUGGUACCCCCAGAGAGGGCGCUGGCUGCAGAGGAAUCAGCCUGGGGGGAGGACGAGGAGGCGGCUGAGCACGACUACUACAACAGCAUCCCAGGGAAGGAGCCUCCCCCGGGGGGCCUGGUUGACUCCCGGCUCCGACACAGCACAGCCCUAGGCCACGUCCGCACUCAGCCCUGCAGCUCUGUCCCCCCCAGCCAGUCUUGGCCAGCGGUGAUGGCCGUCCUCGCAGGCCAGCCCUGCGACGGGUACCUGCAGGCGGAUGGCCACACCCUGGGGCCACGGGACUACGAGGAGCACAUGUAUGUGAACACGCAGAGCCUGGACGCCUGGGAGCCAGAGCUGGUGGCUCAUGGGGCGGCAGAAGAGAGCCCCAAAAAGGACCUCUUUGACAUGAGGCCAUUCGAGGAUGCCUUGAAGCUCCACGAGUGCAUUGCAGGGGGUGGCACCAGUCCCCCCAUCGAGGACCAGUGGCCAAGCCCCCCCACACGGAAGGCCCCCAUCGCCCCCACGGAGGAGCAGCUCCGGCGGGAGCCCUGGUACCACGGGAAGAUGAGCCGGCGGGAUGCCGAGAGGCUGCUGCAGAUGGACGGGGACUUCCUGGUGCGGGACAGCCUCACCAACCCGGGGCAGUACGUGCUGACCGGCAUGCACAGCGGGCAGCCCAAGCACCUGCUCCUGGUGGAUCCCGAGGGAGUGGUGAGGACCAAGGACGUGCUGUUUGAGAGCAUCAGCCACCUCAUCAGCCACCACCGGCAGAAUGAGCAGCCCAUCGUGGCAGCAGAGAGUGAGCUGCACCUCCGCCAGGUUGUACAGAGGAAGCAGUGAUGCCAAGGGGGGAGAUCUUGUGGUCCCUGGCCCUGCAGGUCCUCCCUGGUUGCUGCCUACCUCCAUCGUCUGCAUGGGGCACCCUGCCCAGCUGGACACAAAGAUGUUUAAUUCCACACAUACAGGUGAAACGCUGUUGGGGUGGGAACUGCUUGGUGGCCUCAGCAGGAGGGAUGGAGCCUGAAGCCAUCUCAGGCAGGGCUGCCCCCCACUUGCCCCAGCACUGGAAUGGAGGCUGGUGGACAUUGCUGUAGCCCCCGGCUUGGCUCUACCCAUGGGGCCAGGCACGACCAUCUCUCGGACGCUGGUGCUGUUUGAUGUUCCUGUUGAGGACAUCCCUUUUCAGCCGGAUUCUCCCCAGGAGUGGCUUCCACAUGAUGCUCCCUAUGGCCCCAAGCCCUUACUGAUCUCUCCAGGCCAGGGCCAGGAUGGAGCUACUGUGGGAAGGUGCAGGGCAGGGCUGAGCUGCUGGCACUGCUUCACGAGGUGUCCCAUGGCCCGUGGGGGCUCCUUGGCCAGUUCGGGGCUUUGGCAGGUUUUUAUGUCACUCACAGCCCCAUUUACCUGCCCUGUGUCUGGUGCUGGGCACGGGUUUGUGGUUUGGAAUACAUUUCUAAUUAAAGCUGGAAAUGAGCAAGGUGGUUCAUGCCACCUCUGGGCAUGGUGCUGGGACAGAUCUCCAUCACCACCAGUUCCUGCUUGGUCUCACCUUGGCCAACCCAUCCUGUCCAGUCACACUUGUCUCUGCCCCUCUGGGUCACCCUGUCUCCCAUGGAUCACCCAGUGUCCCCCUGGCUUCAGAGUGGCCUUUGGCACCCAGGCCUGGCCCUGCACAGCCUCUCCUCCUCACACCUGGCAGCUCCCUGCCCUGCUGGCUCCUGCUGCCAGCUCCCCUCCUGCUUCCACCUGGAGCAGCACGUGGCCACCCACCCCUGGGCCCCUUGGGGUGGCUCUGAGUGGCAUAAGCCAAGCUGUGACCCACUAGUAAGUGUGGCAGCCAGCAGAGCCAGAGCUGCAGGUGGGCCUGGCUGUGGCUCCUGUGCUACAGGUGGGCAGCAGCCAGCUGGGGAGUCCAGCACCAAUCCUGGCUGCUGGUGGCCUGUCCUGGCUUUGCUCCAUGUGCCCAGUGCUGCUGCCAGCACCCACCUUUGGGAGCAGGGUCACCCCAGCACCCUCAGCCCCUCGCUGGGGAUCGCCUCUACCAGACAAGGCAUCCAGGCUGGCCAGUGCUGGCUGAGCCAAUGAAUAAAAUAAGCCCCUAAAUAAAGCCCAGUAAUGAAUGCGUAA